UCAAAGCUCACAGAACCAGUCUGCGCGAUGUUGUCACAUGAAUUUCAUCAGGUGAACGAAAUCCUUCAGACAAUUAUCAAUGGAUUACCCUGAGGCAGUCACACCGAAGGGUCGAAAUAGUGCGGAUUUAUUUAAUUGCAAAAUCGAACACCUGAUGGUGAACGUUAUGAGGGCCUCGAGUGCGUCAGGGUCGAGCUUGUAAAGCCCUCAGAGAGUUGCCAAGAACUGGGUCAGUUUCAGUUCCAGGGUCGGGGGUUGGAGGACACUGUAAUGGACGAAUCGUCGUGGUAAUGAUGCCGAAGAAUGUGAUGUGUUUUGAAUGCUCGGACAUUAGUCUGUCCGGUUGCACGUGAAAAUAUGGGAAGUGGAGGGGUUGCCGAGCUACCGACGAUAUUCCAUCCACGUCGAUCACGUGCACCGAGUAUCAUUCUCAGCGAUGAGAGAAGUGAGCAUGGGACCUUCAACAGUCCCCUCGCGGGGGGACAGGAGACUUCAGGGGGAUGUGAGCAACAGGGUUGUAGUGUUCUUCCUGGCGGUGGAGAUUCUGCAUCAAGUUGCCGGUCCCUCGACACCGGGGGAAGUUGUGCUGGUAGCGGCGGUGGCCCCGGCUCCGGCGGGGGUGGUCAUGGAGGUCAAGGACACAAUCCCUCAUGCGUUAGCACCAGUGGACCCGCGGUUUCUUAUCAAACACGAAGGCACUCGUUAUCACGAUGCUACAAUUCGUGCUGCGCUGAGUCAGCCAAGAAAAUAUAUUUUGGUGUGUGCGUAACAAUAUGCGUGACUGCAUCCUGGGUAGGUGCAACUCACUUCAUGAAAUAUUUAUACUACUACAAACCAGAAAUAACGAGUUAUUCAUCAUCAGUAAAUUCGUCAGUUAGUGGACUGCAUCAUCAGCCCCUCAUUCUCCCCUACAAUGCACCUUUCUUCACCACCUGGUUCUGCACGAAUUUCGCUGUUCUAUAUUUUCCCAUCUACUUUAUCUGCAGAAUUGUCAAGACAAAGUGCUCAAAUCCAACGGAAAUUAUUGCCGAGAGCUUGCGAGGGUUUCGGGACAAGGGCUUUACGGGGGGACGAUUUCUCACAAGAUGUAGUUUAUUCUGCAUACUGUGGGUUGCCACUAAUUACAUGUACAUUCAUUCAUUAAGGAUUCUAUUAGCUACCGAUGUUAUGGCAUUAUUUGCCACCAACGUUUCCUGUGUUUAUCUUCUCUCUUGGGUUAUACUUCAUGAACAAUUUGUUGGAGUCAGGAUUGUUGCUGUGAUUUUAUGCGAUACUGGUAUCGCUCUGCUGGCUUAUAUGGACGGAAUAACGGGUAGUCCGACUCUUGGGGGAGUUGUCCUAGCUGCCUCGGCUGCUGCAGGUUCAGCAGUGUACAAGGUGUUGUUUAAGAAAGUAAUUGGAGAAACGACAUUCGGUCAGGUGUCUCUAUUUUUCUCUCUAAUUGGUCUCUGCAACGCCGCGUUAUUAUGGCCGGUCUGUCUGGCCCUCUAUUUUUCUGGUGCUGAGAGCCUCCACUGGGCCCGACUGCCCUGGGCAGCUCUUCUAUGCGGCAGUAUACUUCAUUUAGUGGCGAAUAUGCUGGGAAAUUUCAGCGUCGCCCUGACAUAUGACUUGUUCAUUACAUUGGGCCUUAUAACAGCUGUUCCAGUCUCUGCUGCCCUCGAUGUUGUCCUGUACGGCGCUCACUUCGUAGGAAUGAAACUUGCCGGUAUGAUAUUAAUAGCGGUCGGUUUUUUCCUCGUUAUGUUCCCUGACAACUGGCCCGACUACAUCACUCGUCUACUUCGUACAAGUCCGCAGCAGCACGGCUGCACCGGGGUUGGUGUGAGUAGGAGUCGAAGGCUAUCGUUCCAGCAGCGUCCUUUUCGUCGGAACUACGGAGUAACGUCUAGCCACGGUGAUGGACAAACCCUCCUUCCAAACUCCGCAAACAACCAGAAUAAUUCGCUCCAUCGCCAUAAUGCCAACAACUCCUCAUCCUCUGAAACCCCGCUACAUCGCGUUCCCACCUCAACCUCAACCACUACCAACAAUCAUCAUCGCUCCAACAGUGUGACACAGUCUGAACAAGAUGGAGCCGACGACACCGGCACGGUCUGUCAGGUGGAAUCGCGCGCGAUGUAAUUGAUUAUCGUACUGGUUACAUUAAAUCACACCUGCGCUCGCCAUCGGGUAGAGUUCGGUGACUAGAUCUAGUGGCAGAUGGAGAUACAAAAUCACCAAGACCCGAGGAAGCCCGCGGCAGGAGAUAAUUAUGUGAUGUGUUCGAAGAGGCGUUGAGAAUCAGAUGAACAUUCGUUUUAGAAAUAGAAAUUAUACGAGACAGGGUUUUAAAAACUUGAGUUUUAUCGAUUUACGAAUAGAUUAUUAAUCGUAAUUUAAAUAGCAUUGUAAUUGAAUUUAUUGGCAAAUGAGAUUUUCGAUUUGAAGAUCCCACACUCUCGUCAUUCAUGACUCAAUUUAUAAGGACUCCUUGCAUCAUUCGACACCUACAAAUGUGACUUUCCUUCGAUGAAAACAAAUCAGGUAAUUAAGGAAUACAGAUUGUUUAUAAUUUAAUGUUCACGAUGAAUCGCGCAAAUGAGUACAGGUUUGGUCAACACCCUUUAUAACAUUGAAUUUGGUAUUUGUAUCGUACAGUUAUUAAUAUCUAGGGGUUAAAUCAACGUUCUAUCUGACCAAAUGAAUACAUUGUAGAUGAACUAUCAAUUGAGUAUGAAUAAAAUGUGAUGUUUCGA
Messenger RNA from Diachasmimorpha longicaudata, 2738 nucleotides. RefSeq lists its product as uncharacterized. Gene Ontology annotation, cellular component: membrane. Gene Ontology annotation, biological process: transmembrane transport. The record is from RefSeq and is a predicted model, not a curated record. Lineage: Eukaryota; Metazoa; Arthropoda; Insecta; Hymenoptera; Braconidae. The transcript has 11 exons. The coding region runs from base 358 to 2124 and encodes 588 amino acids. Gene Ontology annotation, molecular function: transmembrane transporter activity.